Penicilliopsis zonata CBS 506.65 is the source of this 3604-nucleotide messenger RNA. RefSeq lists its product as hypothetical. Bases 103 to 3441 code for a protein of 1112 amino acids. The transcript is spliced from 4 exons. Lineage: Eukaryota; Fungi; Ascomycota; Eurotiomycetes; Eurotiales; Aspergillaceae. The record is from RefSeq and is a predicted model, not a curated record.
ACGAACGCUUCUAUACCUUGCUCUGACAGCCGUGGAUCAUGCCUCUGGACCGAGCGAUACUGUGACGACCUUGCGUUCUACGUUUCCCCCCCUCCCGCCGCGAUGGUUUUCCUCCGCCUCACCGUUAAAGUCUUCCCCCGCGAACAAGUCCAGACCUCGUCCUCCUUCUCGCUGCGGUCGCUGAUCGGCGAUUCUUCACGCGAUGACUCGAGCAGAGGCGCGGCGACGUCUGCGACGGGCAAGCCUGUGAGCUUCCUGCUGGUGUUGGAGCAGCCGGAGGAGGUGACGCUGGGGGCGCUGGCAGGAAUGAUCCAGGAGAAAUGGGCAAAACUGCGACCGGAUGCUGGACCCCUGGAGAUCAAAAAACUGCUCGAUGAUAGCCACGACGCGGACGACUUGGACGCCGAAAUGACCGUGGCGGACGUGUUUGUUGAUAUUGGCAAGGGACUGCGUGACGGCCUCGACCAGCGUGGCGCGGUUCGAGUGAUCCAGAAGCCCGCCCCUUAUGCCCCUGUUCGAUUUCCCUCUGUGACACAAGACUGGGACGCAGCCGCGGAGGACUACGAGCGACUGAAGGACAUCAAGAAAGAGGCCAUGGAAUCGAUGCAAAAAUUAGCCACCAUUGAGGAAGAACCAUCUCAGUCGCAGGCCUCCAUCUCGGAGAGCAUUGCUAGCGAACCCUUGGAUGCUUUCCAUCAGCGCACGCCAACCUCGACUAGCGGUCACUCGCGCCGAGACGUCUCGUUGCCCUCAGUCGAGCGCGAAGAGGCUCUGCCCCUACCCCGAUGGGGUCAACCGCAGUCGACGCUGCUGGAAGAAGACUCGCAGAACCGCCGGACCAGUGCGAUCGCCAGUACGCCACCCCCGAGACGCCUUAUGAGCCAGGAACUAGGCGACUCGCCGGCCUCCGCUCGUACCCGCAACACCAGAUGGAUCGAUUCGAACGCGAAACCUCGGUCUCAGCCGGUUUCGGUCUCGGGACAGUCGGCCGCACGGAAUGGAUCGGAAUCACAUCUCGCAGUUCCCUCUCAGCAAUCGGGCAAUGCCAGUGGCUCCGAGUCGCCUCUGGGCACCCGAAAAGCGCUACCGAAGCAUAUCCCGGAACCGGAACCCAUCCUGUUGGAUGAGAGUUCUGACGAGGAGCGACGUGCAGAUGGAGAUGUGCAGAUGGCCGAUGCUGACCCUGAUGCCGACCUGGUUCCUCUCCCGCCCACGAAGGUGACCACCCCAUUACCAACCACCUCUCCCAUGGUUGUAAUUGAGAGCCCGACGGCCAAGCAGCCGACUUCUGCGAAGACGAAUGACCACGCCUCGGAACCUCGAACCCGCAAGAGGAAGAAGAGUCUCGAGCCCCCAACUCCCAAUAAGGAACCCCGUUUGGCCUCACAGAGCCCUACCAAGCCGGCCGACACGUCAAAAGAAUCGACUCCCAAAGCCCCCGAGCUGCCUAACGGCGGCGCCUCGGUGUUCCGUAGACCCUCUUUCUCGGAACCCGGCCGACGUCCAAGUCUCACAGAUCAGUCCAAGGGGGGUGGCCUUGGUCUAGGCAUCACGCGCAGUCCCCCGGGUAAGAAGACGGUGCCCUUUGAUCACUCACCGGACUCGACGCUGUCCACCGAGGCGGCGAACAAGCCUAACCCGCCGCCGCUCUUUACAACGCCUGCGUUUUCCAGUAGCGCCCCCGACACUCAGCACGAUCUGUCCACUCAGGAGAUGAUCACGCCCUCCAAGGUGCUGACCCCUGCGAUUGAGAAUGUGAAACGGCUUUCGUCCGCUCUGCGCAAAGAUUCACCGGGCGAUAAACACGGAGAGCGGAGGUCUGUCUCUUUCGCCGAGGACAAUGAUGUUUUCAUCUCUCAGCCCACGUCCGCUCCUCCAAAGUCUACUCCGAAGUCUACUACUACCCCCGUUUCCAAACUAGCCAAGGCAACGCCGGCGGCAGGCACACCAUCUUCCGCUACGGACUCUGCCAGAAAGACGUCGUCGACUCCAAGCAGAAUGGUGUUUCCAGAAGACGUUUCGCCUACUAAGCUGGCGCAAUACGAGAGGGAAGCGCAAGAAAAAGUGCAAAAGAUCCAGGAGGAGAAGGAGGAGUGGGAGCAGCGGAUCGCGAGCGCAGCCGAGGCGGGCAAACCGUCCGAGUACGUCCAGCUGCUGCGCGAUGUGUAUACUGCCUCGACUCAGGUGGGCGAAUUGGAGCGCAGUCACCGGCAGAAGGACAAAUCCAAGCUCAAGAAACUCAAGGGGGAGCUAGAGAAGAAAUGCAAAGAGCUUGAAACGUACGAAACCAGUCUAGCGAAUGCGGAUAACGGCCCUCCCACGCCUACAAGUGCAACCAAGAUCACCAAGACGAACGGUACGCUGGCCGACAAGCCCACGCCGGUCAAGAGCACUCCGUCGAAGAAAACGGUGCCUACCAAACCAGUUCCUACCGUCAACGGAAAGGCUAGUCUUUCGACCGCAAAGUAUCCUGGAAUAGCUACGACUGUUGCGACCAAGUCGACUCCUGUAAAGGACAUUUCAACUUCCGCCGCCACUGCUCAAAGCAAACCAGCCAUUCCCACCCCAGCGGCGAAGGCUCGUUCCAUAUCCUCGACUUCUUCGACGUCUGCAUCCAAGGUGAACGGCGUCAACGCUUCACAAACCAACCAAGUUCCUCCUUCUGCCCAGGGUAAGGCCGUGGAUCCUGUGAGACAGAAUAAGUUGAACCGAGGGUCCAGCCAGGAUGAACCGCUGGACUUGUCAACCUCCGACGAGGAGGAUGAGGGGUCCAAGUCUGGAAAUUCUGAGUCCGAGCCCGAGCCUGAUUCCCCGCCGAGCCUUGAAGUUUCCAGCUUGGUGGAUGUUGAAGCGGAGGAGGAGGAGGAGGAGGAGGAGGAAGAAGAGGAGGAAGAAGAAAAGGAGGAGGAAGAAGAAGAGGAGGAAGAAGAAGAAGAAGAGGAAGAAGAAGAGGAAGAAGAAAAGGAGGAGGAAGAAGAAGAAGAAGAAGAAGAAGAAGAAGAAGAAGAAGGAAGCGAAGGAGAUGCACCGACGGUGAGCAAGGCCGACAUUCUGGCCCGAGUUGCCCGGUCUUCUUCACAACCCACGAAACAACCGGUGCUGGCGUCCCCGUCCCCGUCGUUCAUCUUCCCACAGAACGCCAACGGACGUCCGACCCUCAAACUGAUGCGUGCCGUUAAACACCAGGAACAAGCCGAGCGAGCGCUCAAGAAGAAACCUGAUCCCAACGCGUCGCUGGCGGCCCGGAAGGAUAUCUUCGAAGGGCCGGACUCGGACAGCUCCGACGAAGAGAGCAGCGAGAGCGAGAGCGAGAGUGACAGUGACAGCGACAGCGAGAGUGAUAAUUCCGAUAGCCAAACCAAUAGCCGUAUUGGCGAUGACCAUGGCGACAUUCUUCCCAGUGGAAGUGCAAACAAGCUGCGAACCGCACGGAGAGUUUAAUCGGUUUCGCUUCUACCUUUUGUACCCUUUCAACGUUACUUUUUUCUCUUCUUUUUUUUUUUUUCGGAACAUAGCUUGCACCGCCAGCAGUUGUUGUUUCUUUUUUUUCGGUUGUCUUGACCAGCAGGUGUCUUGAUAGUAAUUUGGUAUGGCAUUGGCAGAC